Molecule: messenger RNA, 588 nt
Organism: Canis lupus familiaris (dog)
Lineage: Eukaryota; Metazoa; Chordata; Mammalia; Carnivora; Canidae
Gene: SEC61B
Product: SEC61 translocon subunit beta
Biological process (GO): intracellular protein transport
Cellular component (GO): Sec61 translocon complex
Source: RefSeq, marked provisional
GCGGGGCCUGAGCCAGUUUCUCCGGCCGCCGGGCUUUGGAGCACUUCAGCGAGCGCUCGUUCGCGGUCGGUGUCAGCGUCGGGCGCCGUCCAGCCUGCAGCAUGCCUGGUCCGACCCCCAGUGGCACUAACGUGGGCUCGUCGGGGCGCUCUCCCAGCAAAGCAGUGGCCGCCCGGGCGGCCGGGUCCACGGUCCGGCAGAGAAAAAAUGCCAGCUGUGGGACAAGGAGCGCAGGUCGCACCACCUCAGCGGGCACUGGGGGCAUGUGGCGAUUCUACACGGAAGACUCACCUGGGCUCAAGGUUGGCCCUGUUCCAGUAUUGGUUAUGAGUCUUCUGUUCAUCGCUUCUGUAUUUAUGUUGCACAUUUGGGGCAAGUACACUCGUUCAUAGAUUCGGCUACAUCCAUCUGUCUGUCAUCUGAAGAAGAAGGAAAAAAAACUCAACAUAUCUUGGACCAAAAGCAUAGUGAUUUCCUGUUAGUGAGAAAGAAAUAUUCUGUUAGCUUAUUGUUUUGCAAGGAACUUAACACGAAUUGGUUUUAAGGAAUCAGUUUUUUUCUAUGGCUAAUAAACUUUUUAAUUCAUUU